AUGGCGGACAACAUCAAAACAGGAGUCUUCGCGAAAAAUGUUCAGAAACGGCUGAACAGGGCUCAAGAAAAGCUGCCGGGCUGGAUCGGUUUCAGCACCAGGAGGCAGGGACAGCGACCGACGGCAGGGGGACCGCGGGCGGAUGCGGGAGAGACAGGACGUCCUGGUACGAGACGCCUUCGUUACGGGGGUCAGGUGCUGCAGAAGCUCGGCAAAGCAGAUGAAACGAGAGAUGAGCAGUUUGAAGGAUUUGUACAAAACUUCAAAAAGCAGGAGGCUGAAGGCUGUCGAUUACAGAGGGAACUACGUGGCUACCUAACCGCAGUGAAAGGAAUGCAGGAAGCUUCUACAAAGCUGACAGAGUCACUACAUGAUGUUUAUGAGCCUGAGUGGUAUGGCCGGGACGAUAUUAAAACCUUAGGCCAGAAUUCUGAUUCACUGUGGGCAGACUUUCACCAGAAGCUGGUUGACCAGGCUUUGUUAACGCUGGACACGUACUUGGGGCAGUUUCCUGAUAUUAAGACUCGAAUCGCAAAGCGCAGCAGGAAACUUGUUGACUAUGACUGUGCACGACAUCACUUGGAGUCCUUGCAGCACUCGAGGAGAAGGGACGACAGCAAGCUGGUCAAGGCAGAAGAGGAGUUUCAAAAGGCUCAGAAAGUCUUCGAAGAAUUAAAUACAGAUUUACAGGAUGAAUUACCAUCCUUGUGGUCAAGCCGAGUUGGUUUCUAUGUCAACACAUUCAGAAACAUCACCUGCAUAGAGUCUAAAUUCCACAAGGAGGUCGCAGUGCUCUGUCAUAAACUUUAUGAAAUAAUGAGCAAACUUGGAGAACAGCAUGCGGACAAAGCGUUUACCAUCCAAGGAGCUCCCAGUGACUCAGGACCACUGAGAAUUUCCAAGACCCCGACACCUCCGGAGGAGCCGUCUCCGCCUGGCAGUCCGGUGACCAGCCCAAACCAUACCUUGGCACCCGUGGUCGUGUCGCCGGCCCACACUCCAACUCGUCCCAAGUCACCAUCUCAGCUAAGGAAAGGUCCUCCCGUCCCACCGCCACCAAAACUGACCCCCACAAAAGAGGAAAACAUCAUCAACUUCUUCGAGGACAACUUUGUUCCAGAGAUCAACGUCACCAACUCAUCGCAGGCCCUGAUGUGCUGCGGAUCCUUUUUUGCUGUGCCAGAAAUAUCUCAACAGCCGGAACAACCUGCCACACAGCCUGGGGAGUCACUGCUUGACAUGGACUUUGAUCCUUUCAAACCCGACCAGACCAGCACAGCAACACGAAGUCAGUCACCGCACGCUCAGACUCUUCCUUGGGAUCUGUGGGAGGCAAACACAGAACUAGUUCAACCUAUGCCUAGUGCUGCAUUCAAUGGAUUUACACAGCUGGAUGCUGGUAUCGCAGGCGGGACCACAGAGCUGCCCAGUCAAAGCGUGUUCGAUACAGUGAUCAAUGCUGAAGCCACUCUUGUGGAGGAGACCAAAGCUGCGGAGGCUGGCACGGAGCCGGCCGAGGAUGCUCCCUCUGCUGUGCAAGGCACAGUCACAGAGGAGAUUGCGGAGAUUAAGGAGCUUGACGUUCAGGAGGCAGCUGUAAGUGCCGAGAACGAGGGCGUCGAGGCGAUUAAUAACUCCGAAGAGCAGAAGCCGGCUGUAGAUGCUGAAGCAGAAGGCGCUGAGAACGUGAUGACCAAGAAGGAUGAUGAAGAACACAAGACAUCUCCUGAAGAUAUGGUGAAUUCCCAGGUCUCGGUUCCUUCGAUGGUUAUCGAGCCGGCAUCCAACAACGAGCAUGAGGAUGAUCAGGGCCCUGCUGUGAAUGACGCUGUGGCCGUGCAGGAGGCAGCUGAGGUGCCAGCCGAGGAAGAGAGUUCAGCUCCAGUGCCCAGUGCAGCGGAAGAGACAGAAGAGCCGAAUAGAGCUGAAGACGAGCAGCAAGUCAAUACAGAGAGUACGGGCGUCCCUCAGCAACAGAACACACCCAAGGUCGAAGCUGCCAAGCCACAGCCCAUGCCUCCUGGCUUCAUGUACAAGGUUCAAGCAGUCCAUAACUUCGAAGCUGCCAAUGACGAUGAACUUAACUUAGAGCCAGGAGAUGUUGUGUUGGUGAUUCCAUCUGAGACAAUAGAAGACCAGGUAAACAGAAUGGAAAUGUGGAACAAACCUGCUGAAGUUCCAGUGGAUGCGGGCUGGCUCACGGGUAUAAAAGAGUCAGACUGGAUUCAAUAUGGUACUGCCCACGGUUACAAGGGGCUGUUCCCCAAGAAUUUCACCCAGCAACUGGAAUAGACUUUGGCCACGGGCUCCGUCGGUGUGGAAAUUACCGGAGAGAAAUAAAAAAGCAGGACUCUGCUUCCCAAGCCACAUGGUCUCCCACAACACGGUUGUGUCCUUGGAUUUGUCAAAGGGUGGUGCCGGAGAUGCAAAGCUUGAUCCAUGAGGCUCAACAUAUCUAAUGAUCACAAACACUGAAGUGAGGCAGUGUAUAUUAAGACACAGGAAGCAUGCACUGACCUUGAUAUAAUCUAUUUUCAACAAGCUAUGAAAAUGAAUAUGCAUUUCUUUAUUGAAGUCCAACAUUAUGUUUGUGUUUCCCUGGAGUUAACAAUAUUCUUGAAUGCACCUCUUCCUGUCGGUAUAAUGGUGGUGUAGUCCUCCCAAUGACAAGCCCAUGUUUUGCACUGUGCAUUAUGUAAAAUCUGCUGCAACACAUCACAGUUUGGUAGCCUAUCUAGUCGAUUCUGUGUGUACUUAUUAAUUUUUGACCUGUUGGCUGCAAAUUGUUUUAUUUUUUAGUUUGUAUACCUGCAGAGCUGAACUGUCUUUGCAGUGAUGUGGGAUGAGUGACUGUACCGUUGCAUCUCCUCACCGCGUGUGUCGCAGCCUUCCCCUCCUCCCAGUAUCCGUGCUGGCUCUGUUUUUGAACAAAUUCUAUUGCUCUGUUGCCAAAAUGAGUCUGGGAAACUGUAUUUGUAAUGUAUCGCACGUUAAAAAUGAUCACUUUCAGAAUGAUGUUCGAAGGACAAGACUGCACCACCUCCUGGCUUCUUCAUGAAAUAAAUCAACAGGGAUUUACAGGGAGAAAUGAAUCAGUGCACCAAUUACUGAACGUCGUGCCCUCUAGUUAUCCUCGUAGCAACAGUCUGAAAUAUUUAAUUCCAACUCCAUGGAAUAUACAAUCACGUAACGAUAGGCAUUGUAACCUAGGUAUUGUAUUAAUGUGUAGUCCUGUACUGCUCUCCAUUUCACCA
Messenger RNA from Hypanus sabinus (Atlantic stingray), 3254 nucleotides. RefSeq names its product amphiphysin (gene amph). Gene Ontology annotation, cellular component: synaptic vesicle; plasma membrane; cytoplasm. The transcript is spliced from 26 exons. Gene Ontology annotation, biological process: synaptic vesicle endocytosis. The record is from RefSeq and is a predicted model, not a curated record. NCBI's taxonomy places the organism in Eukaryota, Metazoa, Chordata, Chondrichthyes, Myliobatiformes, Dasyatidae. Gene Ontology annotation, molecular function: protein binding; phospholipid binding. Bases 1 to 2292 code for a protein of 763 amino acids.